GGGAUCAGUUUUAAGGAUAUCAAUAUUUGCCAAGGUGCUGAUAACAAAUUCACAAAAGAAUGGCACUCAAAGGCCUAUCAGUUUCAAUUGCCGAGACUUGAAAUUUUUCGGUGAGAUAUGCUCUAGUGACGCAAGCAAGUUCAUUCUAACUGCAAUGAGCACUGUUGAAUUUUGACCAUCAAAAGUUUUGGCUGGAGAAGCUUUGACGGCUGAACUUCUAAGCUAGUGAGAACCAAUGUUAACUUAUGUUGUGGUUUGCAGUACUUAUAUAAUUUCAAUUUUUCUGUGCAGGUCCUUGCUCAAGCAGAUGAACCUUUAUGUAAUGCCCUGAUGGCUAGUGAUCAUGAUGAUGUUAAACAAGGCUUACUUUCUGAAAAGGAAGAACCUGCUCAACACAAUAACGAAACGAACAAGGUCCAGAGAAGAAGAAAUCGCCAAUAUGGUAGCACUUCAUGUCCAUCAUUUAAGAACCGCCUAGAACAAAAUGAAGCGGGAUCUCAAUGUCCUGCAGAUUGUGAGCCAAUCUAUGUGAAACCACAAUUUAGUUUAAAGCAAGUAAUGUUGUUGUUGGUGGCAUACAUUGGUGGAGGCACCUUCUGCUUUUUCCUGAUGAGGCAUCAGAUAAAAGGUAAAAAAACGAAUGCGAUUCUGGAUUCCAUGUACUUGUGUGUAGUCACAAUGAGCACCGUUGGAUACGGGGACCUUGUACCCAAUAGCAUGUUGGCAAAACUAGUUGCAUGCUUUUAUGUGUUCACAGGCAUGGCUCUUGUUGGCUUAAUUCUUGGCAAGGCAGCAGAUUACAUUGUAGAGAAGCAGGAAAUCCUUUUGGUUAGAGCCAUACACUUCCGGGAAAAAAUUGGGCCACCAGAGCUUCUUAAGGAGGUUGAGACCGAGAAAGUCAAGUUCAAAUGUGUUACGGUUGGAAUCCUUCUUUUGCUGCUUGUUAUAGUAGGAACUGUCUUCUUAUGUCUAGUUGAGAAUCUGGAAGUUAUGGAUGCUUUCUAUUGCGUUUGUUCCACCAUUACUACUCUAGGCUAUGGCGAUGAGAGCUUCUCAACUGGAGGAGGUCGAAUUUUCGCUGUUUUUUGGAUACUCAGCAGUACCAUUUGCUUAGCACAAUUCUUUCUCUACCUUGCUGAACUAUACACUGAAAGAAGGCAAAGAUCACUUGUGAAGUGGGUUCUUACUCGGAGAUUGACACUCUCCGAUCUUGAGGAUGCAGAUCUUGAUCAUGAUAAAGUCGUCGGUGCUGCAGAGUUUAUCGUAUAUAAGCUAAAGGAGAUGGGGAAGAUCUGCCAGGAAGAUAUUUCACUGGUGAUGGAAACCUUCAAAAACCUUGACAUUGAUCAUUCAGGAACUUUGACAGCAUCUGAUCUAGCACCAUCUCAUUCUCAACCAACUUUUGAGUACACAGCUUAACGUUUGCACCAGUACCUCGGAAAUUGUUACAGUAAUUUGUUAACGUAUUCAUUGGGUUGCAUUUGAACAUGUUGCAACUUGUAAAUUCUCAGUUGGUCUUCUUCUUUUUCCUUUUUCCUACUAUGCAAUUCAAGUCAAGAAUUCAACUUCUGGUGACAUUUUCUAAGCAUGAUCAUGGAAAGCUACAAGCAUGAAAUGAAAGGCAGGGUUCCCUAAACAGGGACAAUAAUUAUUUCUUCUUCUUUCUGCAUGAUCAUGCUGCCUGCGCUCCUUAACUUAAUCUGUGCUUCCUUUCUUAUUAAAAUUAGGGAGGCAUGAAACAAGGAAUUGAAAAUUUCCCUGUUAGCGAGAGGGAGAGCUUGCAAGAGUUAAAGUUUCAGCAAACCGGGUAGCAACCGUGAUUGCUAAUGAGUGGAAGGA
This is a messenger RNA of Prunus persica (peach), 1839 nucleotides long. Its product is annotated as two-pore potassium channel 1. The transcript is spliced from 2 exons. Gene Ontology annotation, cellular component: plant-type vacuole membrane. Gene Ontology annotation, molecular function: potassium ion leak channel activity. Gene Ontology annotation, biological process: potassium ion transmembrane transport; stabilization of membrane potential. The record is from RefSeq and is a predicted model, not a curated record. NCBI's taxonomy places the organism in Eukaryota, Viridiplantae, Streptophyta, Magnoliopsida, Rosales, Rosaceae. Bases 331 to 1419 code for a protein of 362 amino acids.